Messenger RNA from Lytechinus variegatus (green sea urchin), 859 nucleotides. RefSeq names its product HCLS1-binding protein 3-like. Lineage: Eukaryota; Metazoa; Echinodermata; Echinoidea; Temnopleuroida; Toxopneustidae. The coding region runs from base 1 to 429 and encodes 142 amino acids. The transcript is spliced from 3 exons. The record is from RefSeq and is a predicted model, not a curated record.
AUGGUAGAGGAAGGGGUAGUGAAGGAGAAGGAUAAGACGGGAGAGCUCCUGUUAACCGCAGAUGAUAGUGCUGUAUCUAACUCAGAAAUACAAGAAACGCUGUUCCUUCCUCCGGGUACUACGACAGACGUGACGUCAUCCGACAUUCUAGGACUAGUAAAGGAAGAUAACUCGGAUCUUCUGAAUGUUGACGAUGACUUGGAUAAGUUAUUAUCAAUUAGCACCAAACCUAAACCAUCAGUGUCUUCCAAACCGCCCACAAAGCCACGACCCUCACCAAAACCUGGACCUAUAUCCAAGUCAAACACCGAGGAUUCAAUGUUUGGAGUGCAAGACGAGCACGAGUCGGAGCAAAUGGCAGAAGAUGACAUAUUGAAAUACAUUCAAGAUAACGCAGAGGGAGGGGAAACUAAAUUGGAUCUGUUCUGAGUGCUAAGAGUGCCCCCCCUCCCCUCACAAGUGCCAAGACAGUGUAAAAUCUUAUUUGUUUGUAGCUAUUGAUGGGUAUCUUUAUUCAUACACUCUUAAAAAUGUUGGGCAACAUUACUGUCCAUACAACAAUAAUUGGUUAAACAAAUUAUCAAACUGUGGGUAGCUUUCAACCAAUACUGUGUAGUUUCAACCCAAAGCACCCGUUAUUGGUUUAAAACUACCCAGAAUUUGAUAAAGUUUUAACCAAUUUAAAUUUUUUUUAAGAGUGUAUAAUGAGGAGAGCUGCUGCUGCAGUGAGAUGAGAUGUCUUCCUGAUAAUCGUACCACAAAAAAUAUUCAAAUAUAUUUAUACAUAUGAUACUUUUCAAUAGGCUUUGAAUGUCCAAAUUUACAUAAAUUUAUUUAAUCUAAUGUAAUUUCAUUUUCU